CCACUCAGUGCCCACCAAGCUCCAACAUGGGGGCCAGGCUUGCACUGGGCACUGCAGCUGAAGGGACGGGGAACAGAAUCAGGUAUCUAGAAUGAACUGUGCUGGGGUGGGUUUAGCACCCCGGGGCUGUGGGACCCAGGAGAGGUGCCUGGUGCCAUCUGGGUCAGGAAGACUUCCCAGAAGAGCCACCUAAGCUGCAAGACGAGGAAGGAGAACCGUUGCUCCUGGAAAGAGGGGCAGCAUUUACAAAGGUCAGAUUACCGUUACCUGGAAGACACAGGUGCCUGGAGUACAGGCUGGGUGGUAGAUAGGAGGAGAUACAGCUUCUUGUCGGUCAGGUCUCCUCUCUACCACCCCACUCCACACAGCUCUAAGACCCCCACUGAUCCCUUGGACCUCAGCCGAGUCCACUCUGUAAAGGUUCUUCCCCUCCCUUCAGGUUCCUGCUUUCCUGGCUGAGGGGGCCAUCCCAGCUCUCCCUGACCUCUCACCCCCACCCCCACCCCCACCCAUGCAUAGACUGGAGAGAGCCGUCUGGACAGCCACCUAGCCAGAACCAAAUCUUCAUUUCACAGAGAUGGAGGCCCACCCAGGGAGACUUAACAGAGCAGAACAGCUUUGAGGCAUCCUGAGGGCCAAUGCCCAUUCUUCCCCCAUAUCAGGAAAGCACUGGAACAGGGCUGGAAAGCAGAGGUGGGGGGAGUGGAGGGUACCUUCCCAGAGACUGGCACUGUGGGUUUUAUCACCAGUCUUACAGUUUCCACACACUGAGGAUCUGGUGGAGGAACCAGAGCAGGGUUGAGUCUCUGCAGAGGCUGCCUCUCCCACAACUCAGAAGUCCAGUCAGCGGGUCCAGCUCCAUCCUAUAACCCUCUGCUACUUGGGUCAGGCAGGCAGCACCACAUUUCCCUCUGACACUAUCCUGUCACCCACAGCCUGGGACAGGCCCAUGGAAGGAUGGCUCCUGCCCACAGAGGGUGGCUCCCCACACCAUCUGUCUUCCUGCUGGGGUCUCCCCGUCUCCCUUUGUCCCCGUACUAGUCUGCAUACCCAUAUGGAUGGACCCCCCAGGACCCGCCUGGGCACCUGCAUCUAUAUGGAGUUGAGGGUGUUGCUGCAAACUGGUGCCAAGGGAAGAAAUGAGCCAAAUUAUCCCAGCAGCUGCACUGGCGCCGGGGUGAACCCUGCCCCCGCCCCACCCCGGCCCAUUCGGUCGGGGGAGGUGGGGAAGGGACGGCUCAAGCCGGCUCAUCUCUCUCUAGGCCACCCCACGCACACCCACCCACCCACAGGCCGCCGAGAAACAGGCGUACAAGAAAAGAUGCAGAUAUAUUUAACAAUAAAAAAUGUUAAAAAAAAAAAAGAAAGGAAAAGAAAAGGACCCAGGCUUCAGAGGGCGGGGAGAAUCGGGGGGCGGAGAGGCUGAGCUACACCAGGCCUUCAACGCGGGCCCGCCUACAACCCCGCCCCGACGCUCGGUCCCGCCCGCCGGGCCUCUUGCCCUUCCGCGGACUUUUCGCUCCGCGCCGGCUUGGAGCCACAGUUGGGGCGGCAGGUGAAACUGCUUCUCCACUCUCGGUCGGUCUGUGCGUCCGCGCCAUCUGCUCAGGCCGGGCGGCAAGGGCGAGGAUUGGGUUACACGGGAGCCCUGAUCGGGGACUGCAGCCCGCGGGCUCGCAGGACCGACGCUGGAUGCUAAUCUCGAGUCAGCUCCCGGCCAGAUUUGGGCCUCCAAGAAUCCCACCGGGGGCCCUCGAUGGCGCUUCUCCCGCCGCCGCCCUCCCCGUUGCUGCUGCUGCUGCUACUGCUGCUGCCGGCACCGCCCGUACCUGCGGCGAACCGGGCCUGGCAGUGCGCACGCAUUCCUUACGCCGCCAGCCGAGACUUUGACGUGGAGUACACGGUGCCCUUCUUCUCAGCCGACGGCACGGUACAGGCCGUAGCGACCCACGAGGGCGACGAGGAGGGGAGUGCUGUAUUCGUGGCCACACGCAACCGCCUGCACGUGCUGGGGCCCGGCCUGCAGCUCGUCCAGAACCUGUCCACGGGCCCUACUGGGGACCCGGAUUGCCAGACGUGUGCGGCCUGUGGUCCGGGUCCCUACGGUCCCCCGGUCGACACAGACACGCAAGUGCUGGUGCUGGAGCCAGCGCUGCCUGCUCUGGUCAGCUGCGGCUCGAGUCUGCAGGGCCGCUGCUUCCUACAUGAGCUGGAGCCCCGCGGGGCGACUGUGCACCUGGCACCGCCAGCCUGCCUCUUCUCUGCCCAGGACAACCGUCCAGGGCACUGCCCCGACUGCGUGGCCAGCCCGCUGGGCACCCGCGUGACCGUGGUUGAACAAGGCCAGGCUUCCUACUUCUACGUGGCGUCCUCCCUGGACGAGGCCGUGGCUGCCAGCUUCAGCCCACGUUCCGUGUCUAUCCGGCGCCUCAAGGCCGACGCGUCGGGAUUCGCAUCAGACUUUGUGGCACUGUCAGUGCUGCCCGCGCAUCUCGCCUCCCACCGUAUCGAAUACGUGCACAGCUUCCGCGCCGGAUCCUUCGUCUAUUUCCUGACAGUGCAGCCGGUCAGCGUGGCGCCUGCGCCUGGUACCCUGCACACGCGCCUGGCACGGCUCAGCGCCACCGAGGCCGAGCUGGGCGACUACCGCGAGCUGAUCCUUGACUGUCGUUUUGCGCCUAAACGCCGGCGCCGCGGGGCCCCCGACGGCGGGCAGCCCUACCCGGUGCUGAAGGCAGCUCACACAGCUCCCGUGGGAGCUCGACUAGCCGCUGAGCUGAGCAUCACAGAGGGCCAGGACGUGCUAUUUGGGGUCUUCACUACAAACAGGGACGGCCGCCCGGGUGUGGGUCCCACCUCCAUCGUCUGUGCCUUCCCCAUCGCCCUGCUAGACAGCCUCAUCGAGCAAGGUGUGGAGCGCUGCUGCGAGCCCCCGGUCCCCCCGGGGCUGCGGCGAGGCCUUGACUUCUUCCAGCCGCCCAGCUUUUGUCCCAACCCGCCUGGCCUGGUAGCCCCCAGCCCCAACACCAGCUGCCAUCACUUCCCUCUGCUGGUCAGUAGCAGCCUCUCACGUGUGGACCUAUUCAACGGGCUACUGGGGCUGGUGCAGGUCACUGCGCUGCACGUGACACGCCUUGACAAUGUCACAGUGGCCCACAUGGGAACAGCUGAUGGACGCAUCCUACAGGUGGAGCUGGCCAGAUCUUUCAGCUACUUGCUGUAUGUGUCCAACUUCUCACUGGGCAGCAACAGGCAGCCCGUGCAGCGGGAUGUCAGUCGCCUUGGGGACCACCUGCUCUUUGCUUCUGGGAACCAGGUCUUUCAGGUACCCAUCCGGGGCCCUGGCUGCCACCAUUUCCUCACCUGUGGGCGUUGCCUACGUGCACAGCACUUCAUGGGCUGUGGCUGGUGUGGGGGCAUGUGUGGCCGGCAGAAGGAGUGCCCUGGCUCCUGGCAACAAGACCACUGCCCACCUGAGCUCACUGAGUUCUACCCCCACAGCGGGCCCUUAAGGGGCAGCACAAGGCUGAUUCUUUGUGGUUCCAACUUCUACUUGCAACCUGCUGGCAUGGUGCCUAAGGACACCCAUCAGGUCACCGUGGGCCAAAGUCCCUGCCAGCUGCUGCCCAAGGACACCUCAAGCCUCAGCCUAGUGCCCCGGAAGGACUUUAUAGAGGAGCUUCAGUGUACGCUGCAGCCCUUGGGUACUCAGGCAGCCGGGCCUGCCAACGUCAGUCUCACUGUGACCAGCAUGCCUCUGGGCAAGCACUUCCGGAUAGACGGCACUUCCAUGCUGCGAGGCUUCUCUUUCGUGGAGCCAGUGCUGACAGCCGUGCAGCCCCUGUUUGGCCCGCAGGCAGGGGGCACCUGCCUCACCCUGGAAGGCCGAGGCCUAUCUGUAGGCACUAGCCGGGCUGUGCUUGUCAACGGAACCGAGUGCCUGCUGGAAAAGGUCAGCGAGGGGCAGCUUCUAUGUACCACACCCCCCGGGGCUGCCACGGCCAGCGUUCCCCUUCGCCUGCAGGUGGGGGGUGCCGAGGUGCCUGGCUCUUGGACCUUCCACUACCGGGAAGACCCCGUUGUGCUGGGCAUCAGCCCCAACUGCGGCUACAGCGGCUCCCAUGUCACCAUCCGUGGCCAGCACCUGACUUCAGCAUGGCACCUAGUGCUAUCAUUCCAUGAUGGGCUAAGGGCAGUUGAAAACAGGUGUGAGGGGAGGCUCCCGGAGGAGUAUAGGUGCCGCCUGCCUGAAUAUGUGGUCCGAGGCUCCCAGGGGUGGAUGACAGGAAACCUGAGUGCUCGGGGGGAUGGAGCUGCUGGCUUCACCCUGCCCGGCUUUUGCUUCCUGCCUCCACCCCAUCCGCCCAGUGCCAACCUGGCCCCGCUGAAGCCCGAGGAGUAUGCCAUUAAGUUCCAAUAUAUCGGGCUGGGCGCCGUGGCUGACUGCGUGAGUGUGAACGUGACCGUGGGCGGUGAGAGCUGCCAGCAUGAGCUCCGGGGGGAGGUGGUCGUCUGCCCCCUGCCCCCCUCCCUGAAACUUGGCAAGGAUGGCGCCCCACUAAAGGUCUGCGUGGAUGGUGAGUGUCACAACUUGGGCACAGUGGUGCGGCUGGGGCCAGAGGGGCUCCCACAGGGCAUGCGCGUCGGUAUCCUGCUGGCCCUGCUCCUGCUUGUGGCUGCACUGGCCACUGCUCUGUUCUUCAACUGCUGGCGGCGGAGGAAGCAGCUAGUCCUUUCUCCCAACCUGGAUGACCUGGCAUCACUGGACCGGACCACUGGAACCAUCCCCCUGCCUCUGCUCCGCUCGGGCUCUGACUACAGAAAUGGUCUUGGACCCCCUGCCAUGGAGGGCCUGGGCUCUACCACUCAGGCCCACAGAGUGACCUCAGAAAAUGGGGAUGAGUCCUGUGUCCCACUGCUCCAGACCGAGUCCAUCCGGUUGGGAGACUUGGACUCCACGCUCCUGGCUGAGGUCAAGGAUGUGCUGCUUCCCCAUGAGCAGGUGGUCGUUCACAGUGACCAAAUCAUUGGCAAAGGCCACUUUGGAGUUGUCUAUCAUGGGGAAUACACAGACCAGGACCAGAAUCAAAUCCACUGUGCCAUCAAGUCGCUGAGCCGUAUCACAGAGGUGCAGGAGGUGGAAGCCUUCCUGCGCGAGGGGCUGCUUAUGCGUGGCCUGCACCACCCGAAUGUGCUGGCUCUCAUUGGUAUCGUACUGCCCCCUGAGGGGCUGCCCCUUGUGCUGCUGCCCUAUAUGCACCACGGAGACCUGCUCCACUUCAUCCGCUCACCCCAGCGGAACCCCACGGUGAAGGACCUCAUCAGCUUCGGCUUGCAGGUAGCCCGUGGCAUGGAAUACCUGGCAGAACAGAAGUUUGUGCACAGGGACCUGGCUGCUCGGAACUGCAUGCUGGAUGAGUCAUUCACGGUCAAGGUGGCUGACUUUGGACUAGCUCGCGACAUCCUGGACAAGGAGUACUACAGCAUCCGACAUCACCGCCACCCUCGCCUCCCUGUUAAGUGGAUGGCACUGGAGAGCCUGCAGACGUACAGGUUCACCACCAAGUCCGACGUGUGGUCAUUUGGUGUGCUGCUGUGGGAGCUGCUAACGCGGGGUGCCCCACCGUACCCCCACAUCGACCCCUUUGACCUCACCCACUUCCUGGCCCAGGGCCGGCGCCUGCCCCAGCCUGAAUAUUGCCCUGACUCCCUGUUUGCAGUGAUGCAGCACUGCUGGGCUGCAGAGCCAGUGGAGCGACCUACCUUCAGGGUGCUGGUCCAGGAAGUGGAGCAUGUGGUGGCCUCGCUGCACGGGGACCACUAUGUACAACUGCCCGUGGCCUACAUGAACCUGGGCCCUGGCACUCUGGAUGGGGCCAAAGAGCCCCUGGAACAGCCUCCAUCCCCUCAGGUGUGCAGGACAACAGCACGGCCCCGGCCCCUUUCGGAGCCCCCACGGCCCACCUGACCUCAGCCCCCUGCCUGCAAAGGAUGGACCUGCUUAGUGGCUGCAGGCUAACCCCAACCUGCCCCUGGGCCAUGCUGGACUGGAGGGAGGCUAGAGCCAGCCUCUGUCCUGUCCCUGCCACUUCACCUCCAGAGGUGAUGGGGGAUGAGCAGGGCACAUUGGUGUCUCACUUUGCACAGGGAGUGAAUGAGGACAGUCAUUCCUUCUUGCAGUGGGUAUUUAUGGAAUGUCUGCUGUGUGCCCAGACUUCUGUGUCAGGGAACUCAGUGGUGACCACACAGACACUGGCCCUUAAACCAAUAAACAAACACAUUAAUAUUCAAGUUGUGGUAAAUGCUUUGAAAGAAAAGGAUAGGAUGCUGCUUUGAGGGAUUGGAGGGCUGCUUUUAUUUAUUUAUUUUUUUAUAUUCAUUUUAUUGAGAGAUAUUCACAUACCAUGCAGUCAUACAAAACAAAUUGUACAUUUGAUUGUUCACAGUACCAUUACAUAGUUGUGCAUUCAU
This is a messenger RNA of Choloepus didactylus (southern two-toed sloth), 6471 nucleotides long. RefSeq names its product macrophage stimulating 1 receptor (gene MST1R). Gene Ontology annotation, molecular function: protein binding; ATP binding; transmembrane receptor protein tyrosine kinase activity. NCBI's taxonomy places the organism in Eukaryota, Metazoa, Chordata, Mammalia, Pilosa, Megalonychidae. The transcript has 20 exons. Gene Ontology annotation, biological process: cell surface receptor protein tyrosine kinase signaling pathway; protein phosphorylation; nervous system development. Bases 1757 to 5968 code for a protein of 1403 amino acids. The record is from RefSeq and is a predicted model, not a curated record. Gene Ontology annotation, cellular component: signaling receptor complex; membrane.